UGUAGUCUGCUUAGGUCUGAUCAACCUGAGCCACACGAUUCCUCUGUGACUCUCUGCAUCCUUGUUUACAAGGGCCUCCCCCACAUCCAAGUUCAUACUACUCAGAAACAGUGAGCUUGGGGUGUUUGUUUUAUCUUGAUCACCCUCUGACAAAGAAAUCCAGAUGACACAGAACCCACUGAAGACAAUACCUGGAACAUGGCAGUCUUGGAAAUAGUUUUGGCUGUUAUCCUGACUCUACUGGGAUUUGCCAUUCUCGCUAUUUUGUUAACAAGAUGGACACGGCGCAAGCAAAAUGAAAUUGAUAUCUCAAGAUACAGUUCUGAACAAAGUGCUGGUCUGCUGGACUAUGAGGAUGACAGAGAUUUUUCUUCUCCAAGAUCUAAAAGAGGAAGAGGAUUCCGGAAUUUAUACUCAACAGAAAGUGACAUUUCAUAUGAUGAUCGAGAGGGAUACAACAGAAAUUACACGCCAUCAACCAGCUCCCUCGUUUUACCUCAACAAUCUGUGAGUGAUACAAAUGACUUAAAAGCAACUCCAGAACCUUUAUCUGGCACUGUAGGACCCAUAACUGGAACUAUUGGCCCAAUAAUGCAAUUCACAGCACCUAUUCCUGGAGCUACAGGACCUAUCAAGCUCUCUCAAAAGACCAUUGUGCAAACUCCAGGACCUAUUGUACAAUAUACUGGACCCACUGCUGAAACUUCAGAAAUGACCUCUUCAAGAUCAUCCUCGGGAUCAACUCCUCAUGCAGUCAAUGGACCAGCUCCACAAGCCCUCACUUGUCCACCUUCGAUGCUCAGGGGUCUGCCCCUGGCACCCAUAAUGAUUUCACAGAGAACCUCAACAAGACCUGAAAAAUCUAAAGUAAGGCAAGAACCACCAACACAUGUAGCAGUACCUAUCAUUACUCCAGUGCCUAUUGUAAUUGGUCCAGUGGCAGCUGUGGACAGUUCUGGAAAAGUCACACUAUCUCCUAUGGUUAUAUUUCCAGGUUACAUGGAUGGAGAACUUAUUAAAAAAUCAGAUUCCAAAGCCCAGAUUCUAAAAAGUGGAAGCACUACAAAGUUUCAGAGUAGCCAAGAAAAAAAGAAGGAAGAACUACAGAAGAAAAUCUCAUUUACAGAUUCUGAUGAAGUUGUGAUAGCAGAGCACAAAAAAGAAUCAAGCAGUUCCCAAGAUGUUGAGUUGCAGAAAGGUAAGAUAGAAAUGGGGGUCAAGGAAAAGGACAGUAACGCUGAGAUAAGGAAAAGACAAGAAUCCCAAGAAAAAGUGAGAGACUUGAAAAUGCCAAGAGAAGCAGCAGCCCAGGUAGUAGAGAAGAGUGAAGCUGAAAUACCGCAAGGACAGGAAGCCAAAGCAGAGAAGAAUGAGGCCGAAACAAUACAAGGACAGGAUGCCCAAGCAGAGAAAAGUGAAGUCAAAAUACCAAAAGGACAGGAAGCCCAAAAAGAGGAGAGUGAGGUCAAAAUACUACAAGGACAGGAAGCCCAAAUAAAGAAAAGUGAAGCCGAAAUACCACAAGGACAGGAUGCCCCAGUAGAAAAGAGUGAGGCCAAAGUACCACAAGGACAGGAAGCCCAAGUAGAGGAACGUAAAGUUGAAAUACCACAAGGACAGGACACCCAAGCAGAGAAAAGUGAAGCCAAAAUACCAAAAGGACAGGACGCCCAAGUAGGAAAGACUGAGGCCAAAGUACCACAAGGACAGGAAGCCCAAGUAGAGAAAAGUGAAGCCAAAAUACCAAAAGGACAGGAAGUCCAAGUAGAGAAAAGUAAAGCUGAAAUACCACAAGGACAGGACGCCCAAACAGAGGAAAGUGAAGCCAAAACACCAAAAGGACAGGGGCCCAAAGUGAAGAAGAGUGAGACCAGAAUACCAAUAGGGCAGGGGUCCCAAGUAAAGAAGAGAGAGACCAGAAUACUAAAAGGACAGGGGUCCCAAGUAAAGAAGAGUGAAACUAGAAUACCAAUAGGACAGAGGUCCCUAGUAAAGAAGAGUGAAACUAGAAUACCAAUAGGACAGGGGUCCCAAGUAAAGAAGAGUGAAACUAGAAUACCAAUAGGACAAGGGUCCCAAGUAAAGAAGACUGAGACCAGAAUAUCAAAUGGACAAACGGCCCAAGAAAAGGAGAGUUCAGAAGACAAAGAAAAGCAGGACAAUGAAAAGAGAGAUAUAGGGAAAGAUAAAGAAGAAAAUGAUGCCAAAAACAAGAAUGGUCAUGGAGAAAAGGACAAAGUUCAAGGAAAGAAUAACUUGACAAUCAAGGAUAAAAACGUGGAAACUUCACAAAGGCGCAAAACCAAGUAAAGCUUCCUUUGCUUGUAAAGUACAACAAAAGGGAAGAGCAGUGGCAAAUAAAAGGCCCAUAAGACAACUGAUUAUUAUGACUUCUGUCCUCCAAAUACAAGUUAUAUACUAGCCAUUAACUUAUCUAUAUCAUAGUAGAUUGCUUUUAAACUAUACAUCUGCAGAGUUUCUGCUAUUCGGAAGUUUCAAGUUUUAGAUCUCUUCAGUAACAAACCUCAGCUCCCAACUCUGUUAUAAGUUGAUUAUUAGAUUUACUCAGUCAAGAAAGACUGGAUACUUUCUGAAAUAAAACAUUUCUAUUUUAAAAAUUAAAAUAAUUUCCUUUGACAAAUA
Odocoileus virginianus texanus is the source of this 2643-nucleotide messenger RNA. NCBI's taxonomy places the organism in Eukaryota, Metazoa, Chordata, Mammalia, Artiodactyla, Cervidae. The record is from RefSeq and is a predicted model, not a curated record.